AUCAUAUAUGGAUAAAAUGAUACGCUCUUUUCUGAAUUUGACUUCUACAUGAAAUAAUUACACGUUUAGAUUAAUUUUUGUCAUAAAUAUCAAUGUUAUCUAUUCAAAUAUUUUGUAUAGGGAAUGGCGCCCAAAAAUUGACUGAUUGGGAGUCUGUAAGUUUGUAAACAGAUUAACGGUCUGGACGGUUGCCCUUUGAACGUAUUGUUUUCAUUUGCUUUUGAUUGAUUAUAUAUAUUAUCUAGCAUUAUGGUUGAGAAGAAGAAAAAGCGUGCAAGAAAAUCAAAUGAAAAAGGAAAAGAGAAUGGCAGACCAGAAGAAAAGCCAGUUUCUGACUCUGAAGAUUCUGAUGUAGAUGAUCAGGAGGGAGGAACAAGAGUAGCUGGAAUAUAUUUUCCUCCUCCACCAGUACAAGAUGUUUGUAUCGCAGAUGAAAAUAGUGGCCCCAGAUUGAUUAUUACACAUAUUGUCAAUUAUAAUUUCAAAAGUUAUGCUGGUCGUCAAGUUUUAGGACCUUUUCAUAAGAGUUUUACCAGCAUCAUUGGUCCUAAUGGAAGUGGUAAAAGUAAUGUCAUUGAUUCAAUGUUGUUCGUUUUUGGGUACAGAGCUACCAAAAUUCGUUCCAAGAAAAUAUCUGUGCUGCUGCAUAAAUCAGAAAAUCAUCAGAAUGUCCGAAGUGCUACCGUUGAAGUGCAUUUUGUUCAAGUUCUUGAUAAGGGAGAGGUGGAACAGAUAGCUAUGAUGAAACCAAAAGGUCCAAAUGAACACGAAUCUGGUAUGUUGGAGUAUUUAGAAGACAUCAUUGGUACAUCCCGGCUAAAGAAACCAUUAGAAAAGCUUGAUGCGAAAGUGCUUGCCCUUUGUGAAGAAAGACAAGAAAAAUUAAAUAGAGUAAAACUUGCUGAAAAGGACAAAGAAGCUUUUAGAGGCCCGAUGGAGAGUGCUUUAGAAUAUUUAAGACAAGUCAAUUCAAGAACAAAGUUGCAUAACAAACUCUUCCAUUGCAAAAAAUUCCAACAUCAAAAGGAAUUGGAUAAACUAAAAGAGAGCAAAGAAAGUGUUAAUACAGAAAUUGCUGAUAAGAAAGCCAGUAUCAAGUCAACUCAACAGGAAAUAGCUGACUCAGAAAAACAAAUGGUUUUAAGAAAAAAAGAACUAGAAAGUCUGCGCGCAAAGAAUGAGAAAUUGAAGGAAUCAUUUAAUAAAGUUGAAAAACGUGCAACUCAGCUUAAAGAAGAAAUUGCUCAGAAAAACAGAUUAAGGAAAAAAGCCUUAGAAAAUAAGAAACAGGAAGAAAAUAAGCUUGCUGAACUUGAAAAACUUCCUGAGAAAAAUGGAAAGGAAAUUGAGGAACUGAAAGUUGUUGAGGUGAAACUGCGGAAAGAAAGAGAUGUAGAAGAGGCAGAAGUACAGAAAAUCUUGGGAAGCAUCAAAGAAGAAACAAAAGAACUACAGGAAACAAAAGAUGGAUUGAGCAAUACUUUGAUAGGUUUGAACAAAAUAAAAGAUGAAGCUAAAUCCAAGUACGAAAUAGCUAAGACUGAGCUGAAAUUGUAUUUGAAUAAUGAAAAAAAAGAGAAAGAAAAGUUACAAAAACUAAAAGAGACUUUAGAUAGUGUAGUUUCUGAGCUGGAAAGUAAAAAUCAGGAUUUUGAGAGGUUACAAAAUAGUGUUCCAACAUUAGAAAAAAAUCUAAAAAUUAAACAGCAACAGUUGCAAGACAUUAAAGUUGAAGAAAAUCAUUUACUUAAAGAAUUGCAUCAGCAGCGUGCCAUGAUGGAAGAAAAGAAACACUCCCUCAAUAUGUCCCAAAGUCGUAAUAAAGUUCUUGAUUUCUUGAUGAGACAAAAAGAGGAAGGACGACUUCCAGGCAUAUUUGGCAGGCUGGGUGAUUUGGGAGGUAUCGAUGUAAAGUAUGAUUGUGCUGUUAGUACAGCUGGUGGAUUUCUUGACCAUAUUUUAGUAGACACAGUGACUACGGCAAAGGCUUGUGUUAAUGCUUUAAAGUCCUCUGGAGUUGGUCGGGGAAACUUCAUGGCACUUGAUCAAGUGAGCAAAACCCAGUAUCAAGAACAUGUCAAAACGCCUGAAAAUGUGCCUCGUUUGUUCGACUUGAUUAAAGUUGAAGAUCCAAGGGUAAAGCCAGCUUUUUACUUUUGCUUUAGAGAGUGCCUUGUUGCCAAUGAUCUAACCCAAGCAAGGAGAGUAGCAUAUGGUGCCCGUAGGUACAGGGUGGUCACUCUUAAUGGAGAGAUUAUUGAGAUUGCAGGUACAAUGUCUGGGGGUGGCCGAGAUAAAAGAACUGGGCGAAUGGGUAGGUCAGCAGUGGUUAAGACUGAUGGGCCUAGUCCAGGAACAAUGGGCAAACUUGAAGAGCGAGUGAGGGGGCUUCAGCAAAAAGUUGAGUCGUUACACAAACAGAUGAAUCAGCUUGAAGAAGAAACCAGCUCUAUCUCAAGGGAACUUAAAGUAUCAAAGAUGGACUUAGCCAGUUCAUCAAUGGUAGUUAAGAAUCUGAGGCAACAGGAACCUUCUUUGAGAAGCCAAGUGCAAAAUCAAGAAAGUGUUGUGGAGUCCACGGUGUCUGAUCCAGAAAUAGUCCAAAAGAAAAAUGAUGAUAUUGUAAAAUUGGAGAAAGAUUUUGAAGAAGCUUCAGCUAAUUCAGAAGAACUUGAAAAGAAAGUUGCAGCAAUUACUUCUAAAAUUAAUGCAUUGACUGGUGGUCGAAUCCAGACUGCCCAGCAAAAACUUGACAAAGUUAGCAAACAGCUUGACAAGGUUACUACCGAAAUAACUAAACUGACAGUCGCAAUAAAAACUGCAGGAAGGAACUCGAAGAAAGCAAGCGAGCGCCUACAAGCCCUAAUUAAUCAAAUAAAUGAAUCUGAAGAAGCUAUAAGAAAAGCUCAAGAAGAAAAUCAGGCUCUUGAUGAAGAAGGAGUAAAGUUGAAUGAAGAAACGAAGACUGUGACCGAGACUAUUCUAGAAAUAGAAAAAAUGUUAAUGGAUGCAAAGGAGAAACUUGGGCAAAACAGCAAGGGAAUAAAUGCUAUGAAAGGAACUAUUCUGGAACUUGAGAGAAAAUUGGAAGAAGUGAACAAAGAGAUUGAUAUUCACAAAGAGAAGAUCUCUAGUUCAGAAAAGAAGAUUGCAGGAUUGAAACUGCUUGAAAUACCAGAUGAAGAAGCUGAUCUAGAACUUCCAAAAUAUACAGCUGAAGAGGCAUUAGAAUUUAAAAAAGACAACAUUGGUUACCUCGUUACAAAACAUGACGAAGCUAUUGCUGAAUUGAAUGCAGAUUUAAAAGUCAUAGAUGAAUAUAAAGAGAAGGCGAGGAGAGGGUAUGAUGAGUUUAGGAAGCUAAGGCUGAAUGAAUUUAUGGCAGGUUUUACCAUCAUCAGUGCAAAGUUGAAGGAGAUGUAUCAGAUGAUCACUCUUGGCGGUGAUGCUGAGUUCGAGUUGGUUGAUUCUCUUGAUCCUUUCACUGAAGGAAUUGGUUUCAGUGUACGGCCGCCUAAGAAGUCAUGGAAACACAUAUCUAACUUAUCUGGUGGUGAAAAAACAUUAUCCUCUCUAGCUUUGGUGUUUGCUUUGCAUUAUUACAAACCUAGUCCACUAUAUGUCAUGGAUGAAAUCGAUGCUGCUUUGGAUUUCAAGAAUGUUUCUAUUGUCGGCAACUAUAUAAAAGAGAGGACGAGGAAUGCACAGUUUAUUAUUAUUUCAUUAAGAUCUAACAUGUUUGAACUUGCUGACCUUCUUGUUGGAAUUUACAAAACAUUUAAUUGUACCAAGAGUGUAACGGUUACUCCUGAGAAGUAUGUUCGUGUUGACCAUGGAAGUGGGACAUUGCUGGUAGUUAACACAGAUUAUUACAAGGUUUGCCAGCCCACUACAACAGCAGAUGACGAUGACUGGUCACCUCCACGAAAACGUGUUCGAUAAUAAUUUAUCUUUUAAUGAGGGUUGGGGUAAAUAGUGUAUAGUUAUCAGUAUUUUAAAUAUUGUAUAAUAUAAAUCAAAAAUACUAAUGCAAGAGUUGCAGUCAGAAAUGGUCUCUUUUAAAUAAUUACCAAUAAAUUUAAAAAAAAAUGAAAAGUAUAUGUGUUAGUUUUAAAGUUUAAAUUGGUAUAUAUAUAUAUAUGUGUAUGAUUGUAUGUAUAUAACCUUGAACUAAUAAUAGAUCUGGUUUUAAAAAACAAAAUGUUUUAAAGCUGUAUAUUUUAAAUGUACGUCUAAUUUCAAAUGUUAUAUUCACUAAAUGUUGUAUAGUUAUUUUUUAGUAGUCAUAGUAUUGUUUUUAUGAUAUGUAUAUAUAUAUAUAUAUAUAUAUAUAUUUAUGAGAAGAUGAACUAAAAAAGAAAAUAAAUUUUUAUUUUAAUGUUUUUAGAAAACUAUAAAUUCAAGUUUAUAAUUUAUUCCUUUCCUUUAUUCCAAUCAGUACUAUUAAGUACAGCAAAUUGAAAAUGAUUUCAAAAUAAGAGGGAGCAUUUAGGUUUCUCUCACCUUUGUUUCUCUCUCCUACCAUCCCCCCAUUCACUUCCAAAAAAAUUUUAAAUUAUAUAAGUAUCAGAUUGUGAAUUAUUGUUAGUCUUGAUCUUGGACUGUGUUAUUUAUAUUCUGAUUUCUUUAGGUUUUUAAAAUUGAAUUUCAAUUCUUAGAUUGAAUUAUGGGUAAGAAAUAUUGGAUAAGAAUUAUGCUUAUAUAAAAAUGAUGCCAUUAUUGUGAAGCAGGGGAAUCGUUUAAUUAUUCAUUCACGACCAUGAAUAAACUUAAACUAAGUAAUGCAGAAUUCUGUGUAUCUGUAGUUCAUAUUAUAUUCCUG
Messenger RNA from Nezara viridula (southern green stink bug), 4822 nucleotides. The record is from the annotation of a GenBank genome assembly. Lineage: Eukaryota; Metazoa; Arthropoda; Insecta; Hemiptera; Pentatomidae.